GGAGCGCUUGCCUACAGAUGCUUGAGGGCCAUAGCAGCUGGGUCCAAUCAGUGGUCUUCUUGCAUGAUUCCAAGCUGGUCGCCUCCGCCUCACUUGACAUGAUGGUUAUGACUUGGGAUGCCACCAGUGGCCAUUGCCUGCAGACUGUUAAUGCUGGAAGGUUAGCUAGGGUAGAAUCAUUCGACCUAACUAACUUAUACCUUGAACUUUACUGCGGCACUAUCCGCUUAUCCUUGGGUUCACCUGUCAUACCAGCUGAAGCACCGAAAUUCUCGGCAUGUGGUAUUAGUUCUGAUGGUAUCUGGAUUACCUGGGACACAGGAAAUUUGCUAUAUCUACCCUCUGAGUACCAUUCGUAUGUCUUGACGUGACGAUAGUGACUCUCUGUAUAGGCUGCACAUCAGGACGGGUGCUAAUUAUUUAAGAUUGAUCCCUAGCGACUCCCAAACUCCAAGAACUGCCCCCGCCCCUGGAUUUUUUCGUAAUAUAGCUAAAAUCAAUCAAGGCGACAAAGUUUUGGAAACAUC
This is a messenger RNA of Aspergillus novofumigatus IBT 16806, 527 nucleotides long. RefSeq lists its product as uncharacterized. The transcript has a single exon. Gene Ontology annotation, molecular function: protein binding. The record is from RefSeq and is a predicted model, not a curated record. Lineage: Eukaryota; Fungi; Ascomycota; Eurotiomycetes; Eurotiales; Aspergillaceae. The coding region runs from base 18 to 371 and encodes 117 amino acids.